Clonostachys solani is the source of this 299-nucleotide messenger RNA. NCBI's taxonomy places the organism in Eukaryota, Fungi, Ascomycota, Sordariomycetes, Hypocreales, Bionectriaceae. The record is from the annotation of a GenBank genome assembly.
AUGGUUGCUUAUAAGAACCUCAGCUUUGCAGCUGUCCUGUCUCUUGGCCUUGCCGCCCACGGACUGGCCGCCAAGACUGAAGCCACCAAUCUUGUCGCUCGCGGUGUCGAGUCUGAUGGUGCUCCUGAGUUUGUUACCCGCGACACCCCCGCCGAGCUGGAGGAGCGUGACGAAGAAGGCGAGCUAGAGGCCCGCGACCUUCUUGAAGAGCUUUACGAGCGCGAUAUGUACGAGGAAGACGAGUAUCUAUUUGCCCGUGGCCCAGGGAAGAAGGACCGUCCUGCCCCCCCCGACCCUAA